AUUAGUUAUGUUUCAACCCAUUUCGUUCAACAAAAUUUUCGAUAAAAUUCUAAAAAGACUAUUAAAAUUUUUUUGUAUUUGUUUUAAUUUCUUUUGAUUUUAAAAUUAAUGUACCGUUGAAAUGUCGAGGAAACCAAAGGUUUGCAUUAUCGGCGCAGAGGGUUGGGGCUCUGCUAUUUCAACGGCCGUUUGUAAGAAUGCUGCUAAUGGCGAGUUUGACAAGAACGUUCACAUUUAUGUGUAUGAUGAGCUUGUGAGGAGCAAUUACCUUUCGGAGGUCAUUAACGAGCGGCAUGAAAAUAUUAAGUAUCUGCCAGGAAUUAAGUUGGAGCUUAACCUGAUUGCUGUCAACGAUCUUAUUGAAGCUGCCAAAGAGGCCGAUGUAUUGAUAUUUGCCACGUCUCAUUCGUUUAUAAAACCUUACUGCAAUAUAUUAGCCGGAAAGGUGAAAACGAGUGCAUAUGCCGUAUCCUUGAUAAAGGGUCUAGAUCAUAUAAGGGAUGGGGAAAUCGAUCUUUAUUCACAUGUCAUAUCCAAGCAAUUGAACAUUCCAUGCUAUUCAAUGAUGAGUGCCAAUAGCGCCAUGGAGAUGGCUCAGGGCAAAUUGACUGAAAUAACUAUUGGGUGUAACAAUGCCAAUCAUGCUCAUCAAUUGUCCAAUCUGUUCCAGACGGACAACUGCAAAGUGUGCAGUGUCGAUGAUGUUGAUGGAGUGGAACUUUGCAAUACACUUAAGGACUUGGUGGCGCUCAGUGCCGGUUUUAUAGAUGGCUUGCGAUUGGGAGAGAAUGCUCGGGUCACCUGCCUUCAUUUGGCAUUGAAGGAAAUGAUGCGAUUCAUUAAGACUUUUAAUCCAAAUACCAAGCUAUCCACGUUCUUUGAAAGUUGCGGAUUAGCGAAUUCUGUAGCUUCUUCCUAUGCGGACAAAAAUGUUACUUUUGCAAAAUGCUUUGUUACCUCGCGCAAAACUGUGCAAGAAAUUGAAGCUAAUCUUUUAAAUGGUCGCAAGUUGCUUGGUCCCAUAAUUGCUGGCGAGAUUUAUGCGUAUUUGGAAAAGGCCAAAUUGCAAGAUAAGUAUCCUUUGUUCACAGUCCUUCACAGAAUAUGUCAAAACGAGCUACCACCCGAUGCUAUUGUUGAUACCCUGCGUUGGCACCCUGACUUAAGCAAUAACUCAAUUACUCAACUGCAAAAAGAUGAAUACAAACUGCCAAUUUCGUUUGCUGACAGUGUUCUUGAGAAUUUCGUGGAUGUAGCUCCUGAAUUAAGGCCUUGGUCAGAUAACGCAAAGUCAGUUGAUAGUUCGAUUGAUUCGAAUAUUCAAGAAGAGAAAGUUCAGCAAAUAUUCAAUGUUGAAAAUAGCAAAAUGGAAAACUCUGGUAUGGAAGCAACCACAGCUUUAGAUGCUGCCAAACCAAACAAGUCCGAUGUGGAGUUUUCUUUCGAGAUCGCAUCAUCUGAAGACAAGCCAGAAAUCUAUCUUACGCUUAGGGAAGGAACAGGAAACCCUUCAAUUGAAGUCCCAGAACAAAACGGAAAUCCUUGGCUGUAUCAGCAAAAUCAGGACUUGGAUAUUGGUCUAGAUAACGCUAUUGGCAUAUCCCAGAAUCUCAACAACGACACUAGUGCCGAAUAUUUAUCAAUUAAACGACAACCAGCAGAAAUCGCACAUUCGAAUGAAUCAAAAUCGAGUGAAGGAAGACCUGUGGUUGGUGUGAGCAACUUCAUCAAACAACACAUUAACCCUUUAAAUGAAAAAUAUAAAGCAUUGAAAGUAAGGGCCAAGGUCAAUGAUUCCAUCAAAGCUUCUAAACUCAAAAAGAAACUUUCGAAAUCCAAUUUGAGUAAGAAGGAGAAGUCAACAGAAAAGAUACAAGCCAAAGAGAAUGAUUCAAAAUCAAAAUCAAACGAAAUGGAAAAUCUUAAAUCUCAUUACAAGUCUCCAGUACAAAAACAAAAACAACAAGGCGCAUUGGCAGAACAGCAGAAGAUGCAGGUGCUGUAUGACGAAGAUCCUACAUUUACUAAACGUUCUGCUGACGAGCCUAGUGUAUCGAAGCUUUUCGAUAUAAUGCGAAUGAAUGCAAGUCGAUCCUAUGAGGAAGAGCUGAUCGGACAUUCUCUGAAUGCAAACGUGCAAUCGAAAAGCAAAAAGAAUAAGUUUUCCAAAAGGAAUAAAGUAAUGGACAAAGCAAGUAAUACAAUGCCUAUAAUUAAGGAAGGUGGAUAUAGGGUUGAUUAUAAGCGAGUACUACGGUCAAACAAAAAACCUUCUCCUAUAAAGGAACACAAAAGCAACCAAAGCAAAGACAACGAGACCAAGAUAGCUUCUAUCGUUCACAAAGUAGAUAGGGUUCCUUUGCAAUACUCAAACACAGACAAUUCCUAUCGUUCGAUCAAAUCAGAUCUUGAAUCUCAGAGUUGUAGCGAGGCUAAGUACCAACCAACUGAUAAUGAUCAGUUAAAUCAGCAAAAGGAGGAUAAGACUGUGUUUAAAACGCUCGCAAUGGCGCCAAUGUCUUCUAAAGGUAACGACAGCAUAUGUCCAGAAAUGCUUUAUUUUGAUGGGCAGAAAAAUAUGAAGGGCUUUGAAGAAGAUCCUAAAUUAAAGUAUGAAGGAAAGCGCACCGAAAACAUUCACGAUGCUUUCAAAGAUCCCAAUAAGUUAAUUAGAGCACAAGAGUUUUUGGACGAACAGUCGCACUUGAUCAGGAACCUUUUAUUGGAAGUAGCUGCUUCAGAUAGCUUUAACAAUGACUUGACCAAAUAUCUGCAGAGUGAAAACGAGUUUCUUGACAACAAGACUAAAAACGAGUCUAAAUGUGCGGAUCAAAAAAAUUCGCCAUUAGAGGAACAAAAACCAGACCAUGCACAGAAAUUUACCAGUGAGCCAAAAAUUAAAGAAUACCAACUGACACACGGGGAACCCAAGUCGGAAAUUUCUAUAGAAAAGCCGCAAUCUAAUAAACAAUUACCAGCAUUUGAUCGAAUGCCAACGCGGGAACAUUUAGACUACACCAAGAAGGAAGAAGAGAAUAAAAUGAAAUAUAUAAAUAAUGUCUAUGAAGAUGUUCGAGAUUCUUCAGAUGAGGAAAUACUGAAUAAUAAUAAGGUACUUUUAGAAAAGCAGUUUCCUGAUAAAGGCGAUAAUAAAUCUUUGAUUCAGGAUAAAUAUGAGAUGAUUCUAGAAAAACAUUUGCCGAAUAGGGAUUACAAAUCUUUAUCAGAUAAAAGGGAUACUCUUCUGGACAAAUCUGUAUCCAAGGCAUAUGACACUGGUCUAAACGAAUUUUACAAUAGCAGCGUUGAUGAAAGUGUCGAGGGAAAUUCGAAGAACUUUGAUGACCAUCGUUCGUCAGCUUUGAUUAAAAAGAAUCAAAUUCGUGGCCUUGAGGAUCCCAAUUUGCGUUUUUACCAUGGCAAAAACGAUGGAGAACCAGGACCAGAGUGGAAUUGGUUGCUCGAGAACGAGGACACAAAGAAAAAAUCGAAGAAUUCUGUUAAAAAUACGGAGAAUAGAAGUCUAGAUCUAGACGAUGAUCUUCUUGUGGACUCAAAGAAGCAACCGAAGAAUUCUCUUAAAAAAACAGGGAAUAGAAAUCUGGAACUAGACGAGGAUCUUGCUCAACAUAAUUACCAAAAUCAAUUCAGCAACGAGGAUAAACAAACAAGUCGGAAAUCUAUGAAUCCAACGAAUAAUAACAAUUUCAGUCAAGACCUGAAUUUUCCACAACGAAGUCAAGAGAAUAGUGAUUUAAACAUAGAAGAGGAUCAAGCUUUAGAUAAGGCUCAGUUCAUUAUCGACGAGGACGCGCAAAAACCUAUUGAGACGGAUGGAAGCAGUCCAGUUAAAUUCGAGGGCAAACCCAAUGAAAUAUUUAUGGAUGAUGCAAAUCCUAUUUCAAAGUCGUUGAGUGAAGAGUCAUCCCAAGAUACGAAAACCAGCGACCCGAUUAAAUCCAAGCACACCGAUAAUGAAGAUGCUGAAGUAAUUCUGAAAGACAUGUCAGCUGAAGAGACUCUCCAAACGGAUCGAACUGUAUCCGGAUUGAAUGAUAAAGAAUACGAGGUAAUGGCACAUGCUGUAAAUGAGUUUAAGAAGAUUCUCGACGAUGUUGAAGUGAAAUUCAAUAGUCCGGAUGCUUUAGAAAAAAAUAUGAAGCAGCCAAUCGACGAAAGGCUUGCUGAAUCGUUGCAUCAAGAUGAGGAGAAUCCGGAAUUUAAUACAGAGAUGAAAACUUUAAUGACGAAGGGGCAAACGAAGGAACGUCAAGUGGACUAUAGCGGCAAUGAUCCCUACUUUGAGAAUAUCAAUACUCUGCCUAAACGGUCGACUCCGUCCCACUCAAAGGAUGAGCAGGGGGAGAAAAUGCGAAAGAAGAUUGUGAUUCGACCAUCAUUUCAUCCGCCGAUAAAUCCCCGUGUUCGCAUACCGCAUCCCCCCUUCGAUGUGCGAGAUCAUGAGUACCACACAGUCAAUUAUCGCCCACCACCAAAUCUAAUGCGUAGUGCCACGCUGCCACUCCGCAAAAUUCCCGUGGCUUAUCGAACCAAGCAGACGGCCGCAAGCAAUGUGGUGAAAUUACCGCGUCCAGCGAUGCGACUGCCAACGUCGGUUAUGCGCUCCUCUGUUCUGGCCGUUGAGCUGGGAAUCUUUGCGGCUUUCUUCUCUCGCUAUCGAGGCGGUUGCAAGUAGCAUUUAAUAAGAUUUGUAUUUACUUCUGAUCCGUCUUGUAUUUACUUCUACCCCUAACUGGCCGCCAAUAAAAUCAUUACAAACAUAAAUAAA
Molecule: messenger RNA, 4789 nt
Organism: Drosophila albomicans
Lineage: Eukaryota; Metazoa; Arthropoda; Insecta; Diptera; Drosophilidae
Gene: Gpdh3
Exons: 6
Coding region: 122-4696 (1524 amino acids)
Biological process (GO): carbohydrate metabolic process; glycerol-3-phosphate catabolic process
Cellular component (GO): glycerol-3-phosphate dehydrogenase (FAD) complex; cytosol
Molecular function (GO): NAD binding; protein homodimerization activity; glycerol-3-phosphate dehydrogenase [NAD(P)+] activity
Source: RefSeq, a predicted model, not a curated record